Messenger RNA from Prunus armeniaca (apricot), 642 nucleotides. Lineage: Eukaryota; Viridiplantae; Streptophyta; Magnoliopsida; Rosales; Rosaceae. The record is from the annotation of a GenBank genome assembly.
AUGCCUGCAAAGCAGUUGUGCUUUACCAAAUCUACCAAGGAAAUGGCAAAUCAUCUUAGACCAUUGUUCAUCAUUGAAAAUUUUGGUGGGAUUCCUAUAACUAAAGUAAUGGUAGAUGGAGGCGCAACCAUCAAUCUGCUACCUCACAGACCCUUGGCUAAGAUGGGCAGAACUGAAAAAUACCUAAUCCCAACGCGUCUUACAGUCACCAAUUUUGUUGGGGGCAUCACUAAGACCUAUGGGAUACUGGAUGUGGAUGUCAUAGUAAGAACCAAGAAGCUAAAGAUUGCUUUCUUUAUGGUAGACACCACUUCUACCACUUACAAUGCAUUGCUCAGCAGGAACUGGAUCCACCAGAGCCUAUGUGUUCCUUCCACCCUACACCAACACUUAGCCCUCUGGAACGAAGAGGGUUUUAUGGAGAUAGUAGAGGCCGAUCCAUGGCCAUUUCUACCAUCUACAAAGUGUUUCGAGACCAGGUAUUAUCAUGAUGACUUUGGUCCUUUUACUUUCCUUGCAGUCAAUCAGAACAGCCGCCCCCAUGGUGUCACGGCCCAGAGGCUCAUUGAAGAGGGUCUAGCUAGUUCUCUAGAGGAUUGGAAUGGGCCUUCUGUCCUAAACCUCCAAAAUUCUGAUGUUUAG